AUGCAAUCUAAAGAUGAACUAUUUAAAGUACUAGCAAAUAAUAAGGAAGCGUUAAAGGAAAAUCGACCUCAAGAUUACCGAACUGUUGUAAUAUCUAUCAGUCCUCAAUCCAGAGCAUCUUUCGCAGCAAAGUACAACCUAUCACCUCUGCAAGUGCACCGCAAACUUGUGUAUUUCUUCAAAAACCAUUUAGGUGCCCAUCAUGUUUUUGAUACGGCUUUCACACAAGAUUUAUCAUUGGCAGAGGCUUCUAGAGAAUUCAUUGAUCGCUUCAAGCAUUACAUGGAAAAUGGGGGUGACAUUUUAGAAGCAGCCAAACAAGAAGUAGAUAAAGCCAACGACGAGGAUAAACCAAAAGUACGUACGAGGAGAAGGGCUGGAGCUGGAGCUCGGAACGAUAAGAAUAAGGAAUUACCGAAUGAAUAUAUGCCAAUGCUAGCCUCAUCUUGUUCUGGUUGGAUCUGUUAUGCAGAAAAAACUCAUGGUGAAGUGCUACCGUUAAUCACAUCCGCCAAAUCGCCUCAGCAAAUGAUGGGCUCAUUAGUGAAAGAUUAUUUUGCAAAGAAGAUAGGGCGACUACCACAUCAAAUUUAUCAUGUUUGCAUUAUGCCUUGCUUUGACAAAAAGUUAGAGGCAAGCCGACCCGAUUUUUACGUGGAGGAAUAUGAUACAAGAGAAGUGGAUUGCGUAUUAGCUACAAUUGAAAUCGAGAAUUUGUUGAAGGAACAAGAUUUGGAUUUUUCUACGUUGCCUGAAGCGGUUAUUGACGAUAUUAUCAACAAAAUCAAAGUAGACCCUACUACUGGUGAAGAGGUGCUUUAUGGUAUCGCAGGUUCGUCAUCAGGUGGUGCCUUGGAAUAUAUUUUUGCUAGGGCGGCGCUUGAGUUAUUCAAUAUCGCUGAUGUACCUGCAGAUCCCCUUACAACAGAAUCACCUCGUGUUAUUGUCAAGACGGGUAAAAAUUCGGAUGUGAAAGAAUAUCUUCUUGUUAAUGAAGAAGGUAAAGUCGUACUCAGAUUUGCGACAGCUUACGGGUUCCGAAAUAUUCAAAAUAUUGUACGUAAGGUGAAAAGCGGAAAAUGUGUGUAUCAUUAUGUAGAAGUUAUGGCUUGCCCUGGUGGAUGUGCUAAUGGUGGCGGUCAAUUACCUCCCGGCGAUGGAGAAACAAAAAUAAUGAACGCUAAAGACUGGGUUGUUCAAGUAGAGAAUAUUUAUAGAUCACCCGAAGGUGUCAAGCCUGAAGAUAAUGAGGUUAUAAAGGCCAUCUACAGUGAUUGGAUUGGUAACCCUUCCGGUGAACGAGCAAAACGCUUGCUGCGAACACAAUAUCAUGCUGUUACCAAUAACUUUGCUAACCCACUCGCCACUAAAUGGUAA
This is a messenger RNA of Mycotypha africana, 1377 nucleotides long. RefSeq names its product iron hydrogenase. Gene Ontology annotation, biological process: iron-sulfur cluster assembly. NCBI's taxonomy places the organism in Eukaryota, Fungi, Mucoromycota, Mucoromycetes, Mucorales, Mycotyphaceae. The record is from RefSeq and is a predicted model, not a curated record. The transcript is spliced from 2 exons. Gene Ontology annotation, cellular component: cytosolic [4Fe-4S] assembly targeting complex. The coding region runs from base 1 to 1377 and encodes 458 amino acids. Gene Ontology annotation, molecular function: 4 iron, 4 sulfur cluster binding.